AUGAACCUCCUAUCAAAAAUCAUCUUCCUAACAACUCUCAUAUCCCUAACACUAGCCGCGAAACCACCACCUCAAGCAUUACUCAUCGGCGACGAUGGUCCUAGAUUCCAAUGCAGAGAUAUCACGUGUAUAAAAGCACUAGGUGGUGAUGGAUCUUGUCRUUCAAGUGGUUGUGGUGGGGGUUGUGAUGCUCAGAUGAGUAAAUGCGUGGAUUGA
Molecule: messenger RNA, 216 nt
Organism: Ramularia collo-cygni
Lineage: Eukaryota; Fungi; Ascomycota; Dothideomycetes; Mycosphaerellales; Mycosphaerellaceae
Exons: 2
Coding region: 1-216 (71 amino acids)
Source: RefSeq, a predicted model, not a curated record